AUGUCAGAUCUUGACGAACUCGUACAAUCCCCCACUCAAUGUAAAACCCUACUGGAUUAUAUUGCAGAGCAACUCUUGCUGUCGCAAAAGGGCUUCGUAUCGACUCCUUCUGUUCAGGGAGCACACAGUACCCCUGUUGUAGGGAGCUCGGGCAUAUCCUCCAAUGUCCCGAAGAUCAAAAUCCCCUCUUUGGCUGAAUGCCUACGCCUCGGGAUGAAACCAUAUACCUCACACGGCACAUCGGGUCUUGCUGCUAGAGGACACAGAGAAGGGGGUGGAGAACCUGGUGGAGGGUGGCAUGCUGGAUGUGAACGCCUUGGGACGGUGUCUGCUCCAGCCUGGAGGGAGCAACAGGAGGCCAUCGCAGCAGCAAAUGCCCUGGCCAUGAUGGAGGGCAACGUUGGUGGAGAAGGAGUGGGUGAAGGACCGGAGGAUUGUCGGGAAAUGGAGGCAGAUGUUAUGGACACCAACGAGGGGGAUUAUGAGGAAGGUUCUGCCAUAGAGUUCAACUACGCUAAUUGGAGGAUCGUACAGAUGCAGUUCAAGCAUGCUCGUCAGAUAGUGCUGUUUUUGAAACAGUUGACUUCCAUCACCGACCCAGAGCAACUGCGAUCACUUGUCUCCCUUACGCGUGCUUUGGCAGACUCCAAAUCCUUGGAUGGCAUCCAUAUGGCGACAUCUACGGAGCUGAUUACUCUGUAUAACCUUGCAAAGCAGUGCCAUGCUUAUGAGAACCAUACAAAGACUCUCACCUUCUUCUCUAUGAUGGCCAGUCUGAGGCUGUUUGUACGUGCAAAUAGGCUGAUUGUCAGCGAGGGCUGGUCUAACGCUCGAGUAUGGUGCGAGUGUUUGAAGAAGAGUGGUGAACCUACGAGGAAUUUCCAUCUGUGGAUCCGCGAAGGAACCAUUCUCAUCCAGUUUGCUAAAGUUGGCGGCCUACCCAUGUUGGUCCUUUUGGCACUAGUCAAUGUGAGGACCACCGUAAGGAGCAAUGACGAUGAUUUCCUGUUGGAAAUUUGGGAAUUCAUGCUCAAUCCUCCUGCUGGCAAUGCGGGUGACUUAGUAAGGUUGCACAUAAUACCUGCCUUACAGAUGAUCAACUGCAUGGGCUUACUUCAAGAACUUGACUGUGAGGGGCUGGAGAAUGUCUAG
Punctularia strigosozonata HHB-11173 SS5 is the source of this 1152-nucleotide messenger RNA. RefSeq lists its product as uncharacterized. The transcript is spliced from 8 exons. Bases 1 to 1152 code for a protein of 383 amino acids. Lineage: Eukaryota; Fungi; Basidiomycota; Agaricomycetes; Corticiales; Punctulariaceae. The record is from RefSeq and is a predicted model, not a curated record.